This is a messenger RNA of Trichoderma citrinoviride, 4302 nucleotides long. RefSeq lists its product as hypothetical. The record is from RefSeq and is a predicted model, not a curated record. Gene Ontology annotation, biological process: DNA damage response; protein polyubiquitination. Gene Ontology annotation, molecular function: ATP binding; ATP-dependent chromatin remodeler activity; ubiquitin protein ligase activity. NCBI's taxonomy places the organism in Eukaryota, Fungi, Ascomycota, Sordariomycetes, Hypocreales, Hypocreaceae. Bases 1 to 4302 code for a protein of 1433 amino acids. Gene Ontology annotation, cellular component: nucleus. The transcript has 2 exons.
AUGCCGGCCGCAUUUCUCCAUUUCUUCGAUUCCCUAUCGGCCCAAGGCCCCGCCGGCGAUAUCAGAUACAGUCCCAGUGACGUCGAGCCGCCCUCGUCGAAGCGUCGCAAGGUAGACCGUGAAUCAGAUUCCAGCAUUUGUGUCGCCAAAGCAGAGCUCGUCUUUUCGCGCCGGUGUGAGGAAUAUUCCAGCCCGAACUAUCGUAGUGUCCAUCAUGGGGUGGAGUCGUUGCUCAGAUUCGGUCUCGAUGGCGAACGGUUAUCGAUCAUGACGUCGCCAACCAGUCGUAUCGGACACUUCAUUGCGCAUAUACUGCUACGCCCGGGCGACGUGGACCGGGAUACUCGGGAGAUGUUCAACAUCGAGAGCUUGAACCUGAAGAGGACUGGCGUAGGCGCUAUCUGGAGAGCUGCCGAUGUCGUGAUUGAGCAGCACCAAGGCAUUGCGACGAUGACAAUCUCUUUUCGACUUUUCUGGAACGAAACCCCAUCUCCGUAUGCGCCUUUGAGGCGAAACGACGAGCGUCGAUGCAGCGAGAAGCUCAUCCAGGCUUUCUUUCCCUCGGCAGACUCAACUCUGAGCAAAUCUGCCUCUUGGUCGCCAAUGGAUUUCUAUAAUGCGGCGCACGUGCCGCCAAAAGACGAUGGCAGCUCUCGCUCAAUCCAUGUUUCCGGUUUGAAUGCCACCCUUUUCCCCUACCAAAAGCGGACGCUACGAUGGCUGUUGCGCCGAGAGGGGGUUCAGUGGACUGCACCAGACACAGCUGUCCAGCCUGUGUCGGAAGAGGAACAGAAGCUGGACUUGGAUCCUUUCCGUGCCGUAAAUGAUGCCGAUAACAACAAGGUAUACCUCAGUGACGUGUUUCAGACAGUGACUCGAGAUCCUACGCCCUACCAUCAGGCUAGUAAACUUGUCAAGGGCGGCAUCUUGGCGGAAGAAAUGGGCUUGGGGAAGACUCUCGAAAUGAUCAGCCUCAUCCUUUUGCAUCGGCGUCAAGCAAACCAUUCCCCAGCUCUCCUACUUGGCCAAGAAAAUCUCGUUCCCAGCGGCGCAACGAUCAUCGUAACCCCAAAGUCUCUGCAGCCGCAAUGGAUAUCAGAACUGUCACGUCACGCCCCUGGACUGCGCAUCAUGCAUUAUACCGGAUGUCGAGGAAUCGACAAGGAGGACGAGGCUCGUCUCGUGGCCGAGCUGGCCGGCUACGACGUGGUAGUGACGACCUACAGUGUCCUAUCUGCAGAGCUUCACUUUGCCAUCAACCCCCCUGAGCGGUCCCGAAGGUUUGAAAGGGCAUACCGUCGAGUCCUCUCGCCCCUGGUCCAGAUACUAUGGUGGAGGGUAUGUCUCGACGAGGCGCAGAUGAUUGAAAGCGGCGUCAGCCAGGCGGCUGCAUUGGCCAGAGUGAUUCCUCGAGUCCAUGCUUGGGGCAUCACGGGAACACCGGUCAAAGACGAUGUCAAGGACCUGCUUGGCUUGCUCUCCUUUUUGAGAUACGAGCCCUACUGUUCUGCUCCGCAGGUGUGGCAGGCGCUCACCACGCACCACAAGCCACUGUUCCAGCAGCUGUUUGGGUCGAUAUCCGUCCGGCAUACAAAGGCGUUGGUGAGGGAUGAGAUUUCUCUACCACCGCAGAGGCGAUUUGUUAUAAGCAUGCCCUUUACGGCAGUAGAAGAGCAGCACUACCAGUCACUGUACAAGGAAAUGGCAGAAGCUUGCAAGCUCAGCGCAGAAGGAGCCCCACUGACCGAUGAUUGGGAUCCAGAGGAGUAUGAAGAUGUCAUGAGACUGUGGCUCAACAGACUGAGACAGACUGCUCUUCAUCCAGAGGUGGGCGUCUACGGACGCCGAGUGCUGGGAAGCAAGGAACGCCCGAUGAGGACGGUGGAAGAAGUGCUGAACGCCAUGUUAGAGCAAGGCGAGGUCGCUGUUCGCACCGAUGAACGUGCCUAUCUUUCGAGCAAGCUGUACCUGGGUCAGCUGUACGAAAACAGCCCUCGGGUUAGGGAAGCCCUCAAGAUUUGGGAAAAGGUACAGAGUGAGUCUGCCAAAUUGGUGGAAGAUGCCCAAGCAGCACUUCGAGAUGCGCUGCGAGAGAAGCGAGGGAUCGAGGACGCGAGCGAGUUGUCCGGGAGGGUGCAGGAACUGUCGGAUUCGGACAGUGAGUCGGAUGAAGAGGCAGAGGAAGAAGCUGGAAGUAGAGGCAAGCUGGGCGAACUGCAGAACAGGCUGAGGAACAGCCUUGAGUUGCAUCACAAGGCCGUCUUCUUCUGCGCCAACGCAUAUUUCCAGAUUCGGGACAACCCAGAGAUGACGGCGCCUGGGUCGGAAGAUUUUGAGCGGCUGAAAAAGCUCGAGGACGAUAGCUAUGAGACUGCCAAGAUGCUCCGGAGGAAGAUACUCGAGCAGGGCCAUCGCAAGGCCAUGCGGCUCGUCAAGAAGAUUGCAAUCAAGGCCGGAGAGCAGUCCUUUGUCGAGAUACCAGAGCUCGUCAUGAAGAGUGAGAAAGGCAUCGAAACAGGCAACAUCGUCGACGAUCUGGAGAUUCUCUAUGAUGAGCUCAACGAACAAGCAAACUUGAUUGACGAAUGGAGAGAGCAAGUUGUUCAGCUCCUUCUUCGACCACUUGUCGAUGAAGAAGAGAGUACGGAGACUACCGGAGAGGAACUCGCAGAUUCCACAAAGAUCCAGGAACAACUGAUGGUGUACGUUCAGGUCCUUCGGGUCAUCAUUGCCGACCGUCAGUUUGCCAUAUCGGGCCAAAUGAAUGGCUUGGUGACGCAUGAGCUGGAGACGUCCAUGAGGCUAGCGAAAGAAGGAGCCGGGCCUGCUCCGGAGAAGCUCAUGGAGCUGGUCCGCAGAUGCGCUGAGGUCAAGCCCAGGACAGCCAAGAUGUCCAUGCGCGGCGCCAUCAGCGAGCUGCGCAGCCUGGUAUCUCGACUCACCAGAGACACAAACCAGAGCCAGAGAGAACUUGUGGAGUCUACGAUUGCUUCCAAGUUGAUGAAGUCGACCCAGACGCUGCUCGGGGAGCAGAACAAAGUGGCAGUGGCUCUGGAAGCAGAAAUCGAGAGCUUCAAAAGAGCCAUGAAUGCGCGACUGGAUUUCUAUCGACAGCUGCAGGCCGUCUCGGACGACGUGCUCCCUCUGGAAACACCGAAGACGGAAGAGGCCAUUGAAAAGGCCAAGAAGAACAUUGAGGACCUCCACAGAAGGCUGUUGAACGGCGAAGCCAAGCAUCGAUACCUCAUGAGCCUGAAGGAGACGGGUGCCCAAUCCAGCGAGCCUCGCAUGUGCGUCAUCUGCCAGAUGCCCUUCACGGCCGGCGUCCUGACCGUGUGCGGCCACCAAUUCUGCAAGGAGUGCAUCAUGAUAUGGUUCAAAUCCCACCGCAACUGCCCCGUCUGCAAGAGGGCGCUCAAGGCGGACAACCUGCACGACAUCGUCAUCAAACCCCGACAGCUCCAGGUGCAUGGCGAGGAAACGGGCCGGCGGUCUCAGGGAAGCGCCGCCAGCAACGGCGACGGCUUGCAGGGAAGCCGCCGCGGCUCUUCGAAGCAGAUGGUGCUCUACUCCGAGUUUGACGCCGAGCAGCUCGAGCAGAUGAAGAACAUUGAGCUGGACGGGCCGUCCUUCACGACCAAAGUAGACACCCUGGUCCGGCACCUGAUGUGGUUGCGUGAGUCCGAUCCCGGCGCAAAGUCGAUUGUGUUCUCGCAGUACAAGGACUUCCUCAACAUCCUGCGCAACGCCUUUGCGCGCUUCCGCAUCGGCCACGCCUCCAUCGACGACGCCGACGGCAUCGGCCGCUUCCAGGACGACCCGGCCGUGGAGUGCUUCCUCCUCCACGCCCGGGCCCACUCGAGCGGCCUCAACCUCGUCAACGCCAGCCACGUCUUCCUCUGCGAGCCGCUGCUCAACACGGCCCUCGAGCUGCAGGCCAUUGCCCGCGUCGACCGCAUCGGGCAGCAGCACGAGACGACGGUGUGGCUGUACAUUGUCUCCGGCACGGUCGAGGAGUCCAUCUACAACCUCUCCGUGCGGCGCCGCAUGGAGCACAUGGGGCGGAGGAACAACAACAAUCUCGGCGGCAGCGGCAGGCAAGGGGAGGAAGCGGCGGCGUCGACGUCGGAGCUGCUGGAUGCGAACAUCGACGAGGCGAAUACGCUCGAGCUGGAGCAGGCGGCCUUGUCGAAGCUCAUGAGCAAGGACCGGUCUGCGGGCGAGAUGGUGGACCGGAGCGAUUUGUGGGAGUGUCUGUUUGGACAUGUCAAUGGCAAGAGGGAAUUGAAAGGGGGGAUGUAG